This is a messenger RNA of Oryzias latipes (Japanese medaka), 3533 nucleotides long. It is a transcript of the gene eps15l1b, whose product is annotated as epidermal growth factor receptor pathway substrate 15-like 1b. Gene Ontology annotation, biological process: endosomal transport; endocytosis. Gene Ontology annotation, cellular component: cytoplasm; clathrin coat of coated pit; plasma membrane. Lineage: Eukaryota; Metazoa; Chordata; Actinopteri; Beloniformes; Adrianichthyidae. Gene Ontology annotation, molecular function: cadherin binding; calcium ion binding. The record is from RefSeq and is a predicted model, not a curated record.
GGGAAAAAGUCCCAAAAGUGGAAGUUCAGACGGAGGUUUGCAGGUUUCCCGCGUCACCGGUUCACUGCGGAGGCCGGAACGAAAACACGUCGGUUUGGGUCAAAGUUCGUCCAGUUUGGAAAGUUUUCCUGAUUUCCCUCGGUCAACGAGCGAAGUAACGAAGUAUCGAAGUAACGAAAUCACUUCAGCUAACAAACCAGACGAACGUUACCGGAUCAUCUUCGCGUUACCGACACGUUCGCGCGAGGCAAUGUCAAAUGGAAACGCCGCGUAUGAACUUUACUACCGACAGUUGGACCCGGGAAACACGGGGAAAAUAUCUGCAGCCGAGGCGGCACAGUUUCUGAAGAAGUCCGGCCUGCCAGACAGCACCCUGGGAAAAAUUUGGGAUUUGGCCGAUUCGGAUCGGAAAGGCUUUUUGGAUAAGAAGGGUUUCUUCAUCGCUUUGAGGCUUGUGGCGUCGGCCCAGGCAGGAAAUGAUGUCAGCCUGAGCAACCUCAGCCAGAGUGCAGCGGUGCCUAAAUUCAGCGAUACCAGCAGUCCGUUGACCCGGAGCUCUACGUUGGCGUCCGACCCUCAGUGGGCCAUCAGACCGGAUGAAAAGGGGAAGUUUGAGGGAAUAUUUGAGAGUCUGUCGCCGGUUCAGGGUCUUCUGUCCGGAGACAAAGUCCGACCCGUUUUGAUUAACUCCAAGCUCCCUCUGGAUGUGCUGGGAAAGAUCUGGGACCUCAGUGACGUGGACAAAGAUGGACAUUUGGACAAGGAGGAGUUCAUCGUGGCCAUGCAUCUCGUGUACCGAGCCAUGGAGAAGGAGGCCGUUCCAGCCAGCUUACCCGCCAACCUCAUCCCGCCUUCUAAGAGGAAGAAGUCGGCCAUGGCGCUCCCGGGCGCCGUGGCGGUGCUGCCCUCGCUUUCGGGUCUGCUGUCGAGCCCGGUGACUCUGAAGGAGACGCUGCUGAGCUCCUCUCCAGCUCCUGCCAGCGCCAGCGCCGCCAAACUGUCACCAAAACCCUCCUUCAAGUCCAGCUCAGAGCCAGAGGUGAAGUGGGCGGUUCCCGCGGCCGACAGGGCCAGGUACGAGGACCUUUUUAAGAAGACGGACACGGACAACGACGGCCUCGUCACCGGGGGGGACGUCAUCGAGAUCUUCAUGCAGUCCACGCUCUCCCAGACCAUGCUGGCUCAGAUAUGGGGACUUGCCGACACAAAGCACACGGGGAAGCUGACCCGGGAGCAGUUCUGUUUGGCCAUGCACCUGAUCCAUCAGAAGAGCACCAAAGGCAUAGACCCCCCCUCCAGUCUGACUCCAGACAUGAUCCCCCCUUCAGAAAGAACCGAAUCCUCCAUGGACCUCGAAAGCUUAACGGGCUCGCUGGAACUGACGGGCGUCAAAGACCUGGACGACCUCAGCAAGGAGAUCGCUCAUCUGCAGAGGGAGAAGUUCAUCCUGGAGCACCAGAUUCAGGAAAGCGAGGAAGCCCUCGUGCAGAAAAACGGGGAUGUUCAGAGCAUGCAGCACGACGUGGAGCAGGAGAGCAGCGGCCUGCAGGACCUGGAGUCCCAGCAGCGGGACGCUCGGGGUCGACUGCAGGAGAUGGAGCAGCAGCGCUCCAAGCUGGACGGGAUGCUCCAUGACGUCAAACACAAGUGCCAGGAGGAGAGCCAGCUGAUCGCAUCCAUGCAGAGCCAGAUCCGCUCCCAGGAGGCGGAGCUCCGCACUCAGGAGGACGAGCUGAGCCGCACCAAGUCGGAGCUGAGCCGGCUGCAGGCGGAGGAGGCCCAGCUGGAGCAGAGGCUGCUCUCCACACGCAUCCAGCUGGAAACCAUCGUGAAGUCGCUCAAAGGCACGCAGGGGGAGAUCAGCCAGGCUCGCACUAAGCUGACCAUGAUCCAGGAGAACCAAAGAGAAAUCACCAAAACCAUCGAGGAGUACAACAGCGCUUUGAGCAGCAUCAGCAGCGGGAACCUCGGCAACCUGCCGGACCUGAGCGACGGCUUCAUGGAGAACGGGAGUCUCCGAGCUCCGGUUCUUCAGGACGACUCUUUCAAGGCGAGGAUCGCCAUGUUCAACAGCAGCGCCCCCAAAGAACCCGCAGCAGACCCCUUCCAGAUAGAAGACCCCUUCAGAUCAGACCUCCUCAAAGAUCCGUUUGGAGACGAUCCUUUCAAAGAAAGCGAUCCCUUCAAAGGAGCAUCAACCGAAGACUUUUUUAAGACGGACAGGUCGGACCUGUUUGGGUCUGCGGACCCGUUUGCUAAAAGACCCGUCCCGCCGCUCAAGCCGAGCGCCUUCAGCAGCAGUGAACCUUUCUCCUCCACCGGACCAAAGCCCAGAGACUCUGAUGUGUUUGGGAAGGCGGAUCCCUUCAGAGGAAAGUCUUUUUCUGGGAGCAGCGCUGGGUUUGCCGACUUCAGUCACAUGUCAAAGCAGAAGCCGGAUGCUCCCGGCCUCACGCCAAAGAAGAGUUUGCCCAGCAGGCCUGCACCUCCUUACGUAGGACUGCUCGGUUCGAUUCCCGCGGAGCCCGUACCGGCCGUUUGCUCCACAGCACUUGGGUGGAGCAGUCCGGCUGCGGCGUCCAGAGGCAGCCCCGUGGCCUCUGCAGGCUUGGGCUCCUUUGGAAGUGAGAGGCAGCAGCUGGAGUGGGCCAAGCGGGACGGCGAGCGCGAGGAGCGGCUGCGGCGGCUGCGGCUGCAGGAGCAGCAGGAGCUGGAGCUGGCCAUCGCCCUCAGCAAGGCCGACACGCUCAACGCCUGACCCCGCCCCCACCGCCUCUGAUGUCAGCACCACUGACGAGAGUUUCCUGCCUGGACCCAACUUUGCUCUGCUUCACCCAUCAGUUCAUGUUCCAAACGGCUGAGGGGGGGGGGGGGGGGUCAUCUCUGUACCUCCCCCCAUUCUCUAAAUCCGGUUUGUGUGUAGAAUCGAUGAAUCUGUUGUGUGACGUCAAAUGCACUUUAACUAGUUAAAGCUUUGGACACUCGGAGCGCCUGAAGCCGAAUGAAGUGUAAAUAUUUUAGUGAAGGUUUUAUGUUUGAGCUGAACAGACAGAAGGGAGUUCUGCUUCAGAUGUUACAGGUUUGAUCGACGUUUUGCAUAUUUAUCGUUACUGAAGGACUGUGUGGAGGUCACGGGGGGGCCGCCGACCUUCGUUCUUCUGCUGAGAUGUUUCCUUCUUUUGGUUGUCGUGACGUCUGGGAAUCUUUCAGCGCUAAACGACAGAGAGCCUCUGAACAGCGAUCGUGUUCGUGAAAUGCUGCCUCGCACACGCAGACAGGCGUGUUGGGUUUUUGCACAGCAUCGUUUCUGGGGAGUUGAUCAGUUUUUGUGAAACAUUCAGACACUAAUGGGGUUUAUUUAUAACCAUAUCUGCGCUCUUUUCUUCAGAGUUACAGCAUAAACGUGAACUUUUGCACUUCAUGGAUGCAUUUACCGUAAUGAAAAUGUGGUGGAACAUGAUUCUGGUGUUUUACAGGGGAAGGACGGGGCUGAAGGUGUUAUGUUUGGGUCACAAAUAAAGUCUUCAACUGCA